Coregonus sp. 'balchen' is the source of this 2778-nucleotide messenger RNA. NCBI's taxonomy places the organism in Eukaryota, Metazoa, Chordata, Actinopteri, Salmoniformes, Salmonidae. The record is from the annotation of a GenBank genome assembly.
UCAUAAUCCACUUGUUCACAGAAACAAAAUGAAUGUUGGUGUAGCGCACAGUGAGGUGAAUCCCAACACUCGGGUCAUGAACAGUCGAGGGAUCUGGCUGACCUAUGCCCUCGGUGUUGGAAUGCUUCAUAUUGUGCUCUUGAGCAUACCCUUCUUCAGUGUACCUGUGGUGUGGACUCUCACUAAUGUUAUACACAAUUUUGUAAGUCAUUUUUCUUCUCAUGAAUUCAUUUGUUGACCCCAUUUUGAGUGUUUUUAUUACCUAUUAUUACUUGGGCCGGGACGAUACCUGUAUCGCGAUUAAAACACGAAACAGACCAAACUUUUGAUCCUUUAAAAACCUGCUGUAUGUAAAAUAUUGUGUGCAAAAGCUUGGAAAAUAAAUCAAUGUGACUCUGGAUGACAACAUAAUGAUGUUUGUUUCCAACAUUAGGGCUGUUUUCCUAAAGAAGUUAAAUCUGCUUUGUUUUGUUUCCUGCCACGAUACUAACGAGUGUCGCGGUAUCGUCCCGGCCCUAAUUAUUACCAGUUUGUCCUUCUUACUUACAGCCAUAUCAUGGCAAAAAAAAAAAAAAAUUGGUGCCUAGACAAUUGCUGCUUCCUCAAUGCACUGGUGCCUCAUUGUUCUUAGUGGAAUCACUUUAAAGGAACAAGGUCACUGGCAUGUCAUCACUCACUAAGUUUAGCUGUUGUCCCCAUAUUGUAUGUGAAGUCUUCUGCAUCACAGUGAUCAGGAAGGCCAUUAAAAGGGGACCACAAUAUCCUGCGAUUUUAGUUAAGCAGCUUAUUAUUUCCUGUAUCUUUUGUUGCUUGCCAGCAAGUACUAGUUCAGCUGGUAAAUCAAGAACAUUUUCAGAGACAUUGUUAUUAGAAUGUAGCAUUCUCAUUCAAAUGACCUCUUGUCCUCAGUGCCAGGUGUUGUAAAGAAACUAAGGAAGCGAAUACCCAGAACGUACUAACAUAAAUACAGUUCAGGUUCUAUCACAGCUCUGUCCAUUACAUUUGGACAUUUUAGUAAUUUAGCAGACUUUUUUUUCUCUUCUCCGUACUGGUCCCCCAUGGGAAUCGAACCCACAACCCUGGCGUUUGCAAGCGCUACACUCUACCAACUGAGCCACACGGGACCAUGGAAAGAUAAAGAUGAAUUCCCUUUUAUCAAAAGAAAAAGACACAUAGCUGUGCUACCACAUCUACCCUCAGUCCCUGGCAGCAUUUGCUACUUUAAGAUUUGUUUGUCUUGUCUUAGUGGACUGUCUCUCACCAUCGAGACUUGGACUCAUUCCCUGUAUGUAUGUAUGUAUGUAUGUAUGUAUGUAUGUAUGUCUGUCUUCCAGGGGAUGUAUGUCUUCAUGCAUGCAGUGAAAGGCACUCCUUUUGAGACCCCAGACCAAGGCAAAGCCCGGCUCCUGACACAUUGGGAACAGUUGGACUACGGCGUGCAGUUCACAUCAUCCAGAAAAUUCUUCACCAUCUCCCCUAUCAUUUUGUACGUCGCCUUCUGUCAUUUAGAACAAGAGGUUACAUUUUUUGUCUAUUGGCUUUAGAUACCCAUUUAGCAUCCAGUGCAGAAGUAAUUGUAAACUGUAUGAGGUGGUUUUCUGGACACAUUAAGAUUAAGCCUAGUCUUGGACUAAAAAGCACUUAAAUGGAGAUCCUCCAUUGAGAAUGCGUUUUAGUCCAGGACUAGGCUUAAUCUGUGUCUGGGAAAACGGCCCUAUAAAUGCUAAUUGUUGACCAUGCUGCAUAUAUUUUUCAAUUGACACAUUUGCUAACUUUUUUUUUUUUUUUAUCCCCCUAGAUAUUUUCUUGCAAGCUUCUACACAAAGUACGACACAACACACUUUGUCAUAAACACUGCCUCCCUUUUGAGCGUGCUGAUCCCCAAAUUGCCACAACUACACGGAGUCCGAAUCUUUGGUAUCAAUAAGUAUUAAUCCGAGUGUUAAGAGGGUCAGUGGUGUGUGACCAACUCUCAAAGGAGCUAUUGCCUCAUAGCAAGAUGAAUAGUUAACCCUAUGUAUUCUGUACCACUGGAGUGUGUACUAAGCAGUUUUGUACAGUUUGUGCAAUUGUCACUCAUUGUUUAGAUAUGUCAGGUUAAACUGUAGUGGGAGAAUUAGAGAAGAGAAUGCCAUGUGCAUUACUAACUUAAGUAAAUAUUUAAUGUUGUAUUUUUUUGACCUGCAUAGACCUGGGCUGGCCCAGGUUUCAAAGAUGGGGCCUUUUUUUGUUCUGUUCCGUUUAUUGUUGUUUGCCCUCACUUCACACAGCGUUCCUUGUCACAAUGUAUUUUUCUGUUCUUAACCGGAAGCCUUGAAAAUACCAGAUGUAUUUUUAAAGAUAAUUUCUUCAUAAUAGUAAGGACCUAUGGUUCAUUGUUCAUUGACACACUCUUAAUUUUUCGAUGGGUGUCAAUGUUCGCAUUACUGAAAAAAAAUGGGGCCUUAGAACCGUUGCGUAAAAUUUACACUAAAUAUCUGCGUGCGCCAUUUCUGAAGACUGUACACGCACAAAAAUAUUGAGAUUUAUAAACUUGGCACAUGCCAAUCAUACGCAUGUUUCCCCUUAUAAAUCAGACCUUUCGUAAAACUGUGCGCAUGAACAAGCAUUAUAACUCCACCUGAAACGCCUAUCAUUCACCUUUUAUGGUGACAAUAACGCCCUUAUUUACUUUGGAAGUAUUGGAAUUACGCAAAGACCAUAUCUAGAAAUGGUGAACUUUAUCAAAUGUUUUUGGAGGUGUUGGCAGAAUGUUUUCUUUUGCAGUUACAGUUGCUA